Messenger RNA from Penicillium cataractarum, 864 nucleotides. Its product is annotated as putative C2H2 transcription factor. The transcript has 2 exons. Gene Ontology annotation, cellular component: nucleus. NCBI's taxonomy places the organism in Eukaryota, Fungi, Ascomycota, Eurotiomycetes, Eurotiales, Aspergillaceae. Bases 1 to 864 code for a protein of 287 amino acids. The record is from RefSeq and is a predicted model, not a curated record. Gene Ontology annotation, biological process: regulation of transcription by RNA polymerase II.
AUGGGCGACGGCUCUGACUAUCCUAGUCCGCGAAGUGAAGCUCCGCACGUGGUCACUGUUGCCUCUGCCCUCGCCUCAGCAACGGAAUCUCUCUCCUCAAUUGCCAGAAUGAACGAACAAGCUGCCGCCCUCGGUUAUGGUGGUAUGGAGACUGCGCGCCCACGCCUCUCCGUCCGACGCGCCCGCGAUCCUCCUAAGAACGCCGAAGGCCAAAUCUUUUGCGACCACACCGACUGUCAGGCUGCGCCGCCUACCUUCCGCCGUCCUUGUGAAUGGAAUAAACACAUGGAUAAACACGAUCGCCCUUACAAGUGCUACGAACCUGGUUGCGAUAAGAUUCAAGGCUUCACCUACUCUGGUGGUCUCUUGCGUCACCAGCGCGAGGUCCACAAGAAGAACAAUGACGCCAAGAAGCCCUUGAUGUGUCCCUAUGCCGAUUGCAACCGCAGCACCGGCAACGGAUUCACGCGCCAGGAAAACCUUCGAGAGCACUUGCGCCGUCGCCACAUGCACACGGAGGAAGGUCCUACAACCUCUAUUCUCGUGGAUAUGCCAUGGGAACGCGCCAACGAGCUGGAGGGCGUUCGCGCCAACUCCCUCCCGGCGACUGGUGGUCUCAAGCGCGGGCGCGAUUCGGCCGAUGGUGACCUUACCGAUCCCCAUGAUAAUGGCGAUGAUCUGCACAACGAAGUCAAGCGACUGCGUCGCGAGGUCCAGGAGAAGGAUCGCCGCCUGGAGCAGCUGGAGCGCAUCGUCGCCGAUCUCCAGCAAGCCAUCCCUCAGCCGCCCGUGCCCGAACACGAUCCUCAGCUUACGCAGGCGAUGCCACCCCCCGCGCCCCAGGUUGCCGCUCCUCAGCUUUAG